CCGGAAAGAAAGCAAUAAGUUUAUUUUAAGUUCACGAUGAGCUCUAAUACAAAGGAUGGUAUCACCAUACGGAUCAUGACCGUAGAGGAUUAUAAGAAUGUAAAAGCAUUCAUGAAGGAUGACUUCUUCCUGUCAGAGCCUCUGUGCCAAUCCACCGGAGAAUCCGUUCAUCAGCAAAACGAAAAGGAUAAUGAUGAAUACCACCUUUCCAUGAUUGCUCAGGGCACCUGUUUGGUGGCAAUCGAUGAGAACAACGGUGGACGUCUGGUGGGAUUUGUCCUGGCUGGAGCCCAGUAUCCCGAGGAUAUAGAACAGCACCGCAUUGAGGCCGAGGCCAUGGAGCAGCACACUUGGGGUCGCAUUUGCAUAUUGCUUUCUAAAAUUGAACGGGAGGCCAACAUAUUUGAGCGCUUUGGAAUCUCGAAAGUGCUCUAUUCCCACAUUACCAGUGUCGAUAAAUCGAUGAGGGGCAAGGGAUUGGGCUCCCGACUCGCCACCACUUUGAUGGAGGUGGGCCGAUCCAAGGGAUUCCCGGUCAUGGUGGCCUAUUGCACGAGCUUCUUUUCCGCCCGCCAGAAGGAAGCCCUGGGGAUGCAAUGCAUCCACUCCCUCACCUAUGCCGACUACAAGGACGCUCAAGGACGACCGAUCUUCACACCCGCUGCGCCAAACACAAUGGCCCGGGUUAUGGCCAUUAAACUUUGAGGUUGAUAAAACUUUUAUAAUUGACGAAAUACCAAAAAAAAAAAAAAUAAAAAAACGUAUUAUCUAAA
Molecule: messenger RNA, 773 nt
Organism: Drosophila subpulchrella
Lineage: Eukaryota; Metazoa; Arthropoda; Insecta; Diptera; Drosophilidae
Product: dopamine N-acetyltransferase-like
Exons: 1
Coding region: 37-705 (222 amino acids)
Molecular function (GO): N-acetyltransferase activity
Source: RefSeq, a predicted model, not a curated record